UUUUUUUUUUUACAUUUGACAAAACAGCGACCGUUUUCCAGCGCAUUCUAUAAAAUAUUGGGUACAAAAUGUCUCCAGUGUGGUAGCGUCUAAAUCUAAAAUAGAUAUUACUGUAAGGAUUUUUUUUUUUGCUUAUUUGAAGAGCUAACCAAUAAAAAAAGCCGGUUAGCAUCCCGGCUAAUGUAUGAGCUACCAUUGUUAUUUGGUUGAAUACAAAGGAGCUAGAUAUAUUUCCUGCAAUAUAGCUCAUCUUUCUAAUGAAGUACACGCCUUUUGCUUUAUUUAUCAGGUAGUUUGUAUGUAUGGCUUUUUGGCGUUUGUUAAAACUGGUUUCUCAGCUGAAAAAGUCACUAUUAAUUUCGACUCAACCAAACCAAACAGUGUUUCUGGCGUCUAUCCAAGCUUUGUUAAUAACUGGAUUGACAGACUUUGAACCGUUAAGGAGGGCAAAGGUUGAGACAAAAAAUCAAGCAGCAACUGCAUCUUUUUACAAAGGUUUGAAUUUUUGUCUUCCCAGUGUUGGAAAUGAAGCCAUGAAUCAAAACAAAGCAAAGACAAUUAUGGAUGCGCGUCAUAAAAGUGGAGCAGGCGGCUUACGCGGCAUAAAAACAAAAGCUAACUUCAAAAAACAACAGCUGAAGUUUAAAAAUAACCUUGAUCAAUGGUUGGUGAAGCCUUCAAAAAGUUCAAGCGCAACAGGAGAGAGUCCAGGCCAGAAGGAUGUGGAAAUGACAGAUGAUCUGGGGUCUCAAAACCCUUCAGCUGUUAUUGUAAACUAUGAAAAUGCUGAGAAAUCUGAAGUUUUUACAAUGGAUGAAGACACAGAGAUACUAACACCACAAGACUUUAGUGAGGACAGUCCUUUAAAGCCAGAUUCCAACGACACAGAAGAGAUCGAACUGACACAGAAGCUCUCUCCCUAUCAGGAGGAGUUAGACAAACAAGAUGAAGCUGGAUCUUCACACUCUAUUAAUCAGAGAACCAAAAUUACAGAUUUUUUUCCGGGGGGCUCGUCACAAACUUUCAACGUGAAAAAUGGUUGCCGAGAUACGACUUCAGAGGAGCAAGAUCCCAAAAAGGAAGGUACACCUGCUGACGUUAAAUGGUUGGGAACACCAAUCGGCGAGCUGAGGAGGAUGCCGGACUGUGGUGGGCCGCUUCGUCCACUGGAAGAUGAUCCUGACCAACACACCGUCAUGAUAAGGACAGACCUUCUUGGAAAUCUUAACCCUCCCGUCCCAAACCCAGCUACAUUUCUGGAUACAUGGGAUGAUGUCCAUGUGAAGAUGCCCUACUCACAGAGGAAUCUAUUUCCAAUUGGUGAUGAGAACAAGAGUCGGUGGGAUCUAAUCAAACAAACUUUAAACAAAAAGUUUAAAAACGCUUCUGAGUUGAAGGAUGCAGUGCUGAAAUAUUGUGCAUCAAAUGCCAAAAAAUGGGAUUUUACUGCAUUGGACUUGUACUGCAACAAGGUCUUGGAGCCUGAUGCUGUGGAACAUCUGUUUGAAACUCUGCUGCCAAACAUGGUUCAAUUAGCACUGAGAGCAUCUGAGCUCUGUACCAAGCCUAUCCCCCUGCUGAAAAGAGGCAUGAAUCACUCCAUCACCAUGUCUCAGGAGCAGGUGGCAUGUCUUCUAGCAAACGCCUUCUUUUGUACCUUCCCUAGAAGAAACUCCAGAAAGACAGAGUACUACAACUACCCAGACAUCAAUUUUUUCAGGCUGUUUGAGGGAUCUUCAUCCAAGAAAAUUGAGAAGCUGAAAACCCUUAUGUGUUAUUUUAAGAGUGUCACUGAACAAAAGCCAACAGGACUGGUGACGUUCAGCCGUAAAAGAUUGGAUAAACCUCCCAACUGGAAAAGUUCGCAGACUUUGCUGACAAGGCUCCACAUUACAUGUGAGGGAACGAUCGAGCAAGACGGUUAUGGGAUGCUUCAGGUGGAUUUUGCCAACAAGUUUGUUGGAGGAGGAGUCAUCAGUGCUGGACUUGUUCAGGAGGAAAUCCGUUUUCUCAUAAACCCCGAGCUCAUCGCUUCUCGUCUCUUCACGGAAGCCCUGGAUGAUAAUGAGUGUCUCAUUAUCACAGGAACACAGCAGUACAGUAAAUACACCGGUUACUCUCAGACCUACAAGUGGGCCGGCUCUCACCAAGACACAACUCCAAGAGAUGAUUGGGGGAGGCGAUGCACAGAGAUCGUGGCCAUUGAUGCACUUCUCUUCAGGAACUUUCUCGAGCAAUUUAACUGUGACAAAAUCAACAGAGAACUUAAUAAGGCUUACUGUGGCUUUUCUCAGCCUGAAAAGGAAAGUCAAAACCUCGCUGCAGUGGCCACAGGAAACUGGGGCUGUGGUGUUUUUGGAGGUGACACACGUCUCAAAGCUCUGAUCCAGAUGCUGGCAGCUGCUGAGGCGGGCCGAGACGUCGCUUAUUUCACCUUUGGUGACAGCCAGCUCAUGACAGAUGUCCACAAGAUGCACUCCUUCCUCACCCAGAGGAACAUCAGUGUUGGGGAGGUGUACGAUCUCCUGGGGCAGUACUACAAUUCAGUUUGUAGAAACAGCCUCAGUCGGCGCCCUGAUGUCAGCCUCUACUCCUUCAUCUACAGACAGCUCAGACAUUCUGUGGAGCCUGCUGAGUCUGGCCAACAUUCACCCACAGAGUGCCCUUAAGCUCACAAGGCUGAAGAAUCACUAUGCCUUAAAGUGAGAUGGAAAAUAAAGGACUACCAUAAUCAACAGAAAUAAUUAAAAGGCUCGAAAAUGACAAUUCAUAUUACUAUUAGCUUUAAGAUAGGUGGUUUAAGUUCAUGAUUUAUAUUUUAUAAAGCAUAUCAAAAUCAUAUCCCUAUUAAUAUGCCUUCAACGUGUAUUUAGCCUUUUCAUUUUAACUGGUUCAGGUUUAUUGCAUUCCAAUAAUAUCAAUAACUUAAUAAUAGGCUGUCUAUAUUAAUCAGAUUUUAAACUACAAGAAGAGAAAUAAAAGUAUCAAAAUGUGGAAGGGGAUUAAUAAACUACAUUCACAAGGGAAACAUGGAAUUAUUAGGCAUAGAAACAAAGAUAAACAUUUUGCCUUGAUUUAUAUAUAUGAAUUCCUUUACACUUACUUUUUUUUUAUUUGUCAGAGGAAAAUCCAAAUGGUAUUGGGCAUUUUAAUUAUUUCUUUAUGUUUUUGUUUUACUCUGGAAAUGUUUAUCGGUUCUGGUCUUUGUAAUAUUUAUCCAUAUAUGAACAAAAAAUGCGCUUAAUACUUGACACCUAGAAAUAAAAAAGGAGCAACCUGUUCAAAGCCAAACUGUUAGAUAGAACGCUGCUUGGUUCUUUAUUUUGUUUCUGUGGAUAAUACAGCAGCUGAUUGAGCUCCAUUUUAUUGACAAUGCAAAGGUUGCCAUAGAUCUUCAAUGUUUGUCAUGUAGCUUGGUUUUAAACCCGUACUACUUAGUUUGAGAUUCUUUUUUUUUUUCUUCCAGAA
Messenger RNA from Cyprinodon variegatus (sheepshead minnow), 3468 nucleotides. RefSeq names its product poly(ADP-ribose) glycohydrolase-like. The coding region runs from base 303 to 2669 and encodes 788 amino acids. The transcript is spliced from 17 exons. Gene Ontology annotation, molecular function: poly(ADP-ribose) glycohydrolase activity. NCBI's taxonomy places the organism in Eukaryota, Metazoa, Chordata, Actinopteri, Cyprinodontiformes, Cyprinodontidae. Gene Ontology annotation, biological process: ATP generation from poly-ADP-D-ribose; regulation of DNA repair; carbohydrate metabolic process. Gene Ontology annotation, cellular component: cytoplasm; nucleus. The record is from RefSeq and is a predicted model, not a curated record.